This is a messenger RNA of Orcinus orca (killer whale), 9108 nucleotides long. RefSeq names its product BRCA1 associated ATM activator 1 (gene BRAT1). NCBI's taxonomy places the organism in Eukaryota, Metazoa, Chordata, Mammalia, Artiodactyla, Delphinidae. Gene Ontology annotation, biological process: positive regulation of protein phosphorylation; cell population proliferation; DNA damage response. The record is from RefSeq and is a predicted model, not a curated record. Gene Ontology annotation, cellular component: nucleus. The coding region runs from base 156 to 2609 and encodes 817 amino acids. The transcript has 14 exons.
AGAUUCCCUUCCAUCUCCACCGCCAGGAUGGAGGGCUCUGCUUGCUCUUGACAGCCUCCGGUCCCACCUGAGCUGAGGCUUUACGUCCAUCCCGGCGACUUGCAGCUUCCGUCUGAAGACUGUGGUCACCUGGGCUGAGGAGCCCCAGCCUCGUCAUGGACCCAGAGUGCUCCCGGCUCCUCCCUGCGCUCUGUGCCGUCCUGGCAGACCCCAGGCAGCCUGUGGCAGAUGACACUUGUUUGGAGAAGCUGCUGGACUGGUUUACAGCGGUAACCGAAGCAGGGUCCAGCCUCCUGUUACUACAGGAAAAUCCCUGCCUGGUAGAGCUGCUGUUCCACGUGCUGAAAUCCCAGGACCUAAGUUCCAGAAUCCUCUCCUUCUCACUCCGCCUCGCAGGGAUAUUUGCAGCCCAGGAAAACUGCUUCCAGUAUCUUCAGCAGGGGGAGCUGCUGCCCAUGCUCUUUGGGGAGGUGGGCCCCCUCGGAGGAGCGGCCUGGACGGCCCCCGCUGUGCGCAGCGGCUGGAUCCAGGGCCUGCGCACCCUGGCACAGCAUCCUAGCGCCCUGCGCUUCCUCGCUGCCUGUGGUGCAGUUGACACCAUCUUCUCCCUGCAGGGAGAUCCCAGCCUGUUUGUGGCCUCGGCAGCCGGGCAGCUCCUGGUGCACAUUCUGGACUUGGCGAUGCGGGGCCCAGCCGAGGGCCACCGCAGUCCGCAGGCUUGUGACUGGCCAGCAUGUGCCCAGAAGAUCGUGGGUCACAUCGAAGACUCCCUGUGCUCCACAGCCGUCCCGCAGGUCACACAGGCCCUGAGUGUCCUGACCACUGCGUUCGGGCACUGCCACGGCCUUUGGACGCAAGGCCUUUGGGUGCGGCUGAGCCCCCUCGUGGCCCGCCUGCUCGAGAAAGACCCUGUCCCAGCCUCACACUCGCUCGUGGAUCUCCUCCUCAGCGUGGCCCGUUCUGCGCCGAGCUCUUACCGUGGCCUGUGGGAGACUUUGGCCCAGACACUGAGCCACUUGAGCCCCACACAGGCUUUGGGGAUCCUGAAACUGCAGGACUGUCCACAGGCACUGAGGACCCAGGCCUUUGGCAUCCUCCUCCAGCCCCUGGCCUGUGUCCUGGAAGCUGCUGCUCAGGCCCCUGGACCCCCAGGCUUGCUGGAGGGGGCCGCAGGCAACUCGAUGACGGUGGACACGCUCCUCUCCUCCAAGUCGGCCUGUGUGGGUCUCCUGUGCUGUGCUCUGGCCCACCUGGGGCUGCUGCAGCCGCUGCCCCAGCGCCCCUCGCCCUGGCCGCAGGCGCCCCUGCUUGGGGCUGCGGUGACAAUACUGCGGCUCUGCAGUGGCUCAGCGGCCCCCACCUCCGAUGUGGGCAGCCGUCUCUGUGCGAUCCUGGUGGGCUGUGGCCGGGUCCAGCGAGCUGCCCUGGAUUUCCUGGGGGCGCUGUCUCAGGGGACCGGCCCUCAAGAGUUGGUGACGCAGGUGUUUUCCGUCCUCCUGGAGUACCUCGUGAGCCCUGAGUCCAGCUCCAUGGUUCUGAAGAAGGCCUUCCAGGCCACACUCAGGUGGCUCCUGAGCUCACCCAAGACCCCCGACUGCUGCGACCUGGACCCCCACACCCAGCUGUUCCUCAGAGAGCUGCUUCCUGUGCUACAGAAGCGCCUGUGCAGCCCCUGCUGGGAGGUAAGGGACUCAGGCCUCGAGUUCCUGACCCAAAUGACCAGACACUGGGGAGGGCAGGCCGGCUUCAGACAAGCGCUCCUUGCUUCAGAGGUGCCCGAGCUCACCAAGCAGCUUCUGCGAGACCCUGAGAGUUACGUCCGCGCGAGCGCAGUGACCGCCACAGGGCAGUUGUCUAGCUGGGGGCUGUGUGCCACCCCUGCCAGCCCUGAGUGCCCAGGGGCUCAGCAGGAGAGCCUGCUCGUGGAGCUUCUGCACAUCCUCUCCACAGACUCGGAGGGCUUCCCCCGGAGGGCCGUCAUGCAGGUCUUCACUGAGUGGCUGAGGGAUGGCCACGCUGAUGUAGCUGAAGACGCGGAGCGGUUUGUGGCUGGAGCGCUCCAGGCGGCGAGCAGGGACUUGGACUGGGAGGUGCGGGCCCAGGGCCUCGAGCUGGCACUGGUGUUCCUGGAGCAGUUGCUGGGUCAGCGCGGCUCCCACUGUCCCUAUGCCGUGGCCCUGCCCGAGACAGCCCCACCUGGUGUGCUGGCCCAGGCCCUGCAGGUGCUCUGCCGUGUGCAGCUCUUUGAGUUUGCCUUCCGUGCCUUGUUUGACUGUGACCGACCUGUGGCCCAGAAGUCCUGUGAUCUUCUCCUAUUCCUGAGGGCCAAGGCUGCUCCCUGUGGCAGCCCGCAGGAGGCAGGGGACAGUCCCAACGUGGCCUCUGUGGAGGCCACCCUGCAGAGGUGGCAGGCAGGUGAGCAGGGUCAGCCCCUGGGGUACCUGGAGCCCGGGGCCGUCGUAGCUCUGCUGAGGUCUGUAGACCUGGAGGGCCUUCGGGACACUCUGGCUGAGAGCAGUGACCAUGUGGAGAAGAGCCCCCAGUCACUCUUGCAGGACAUGCUGGCUGCCGUGGGCGUCCUUGGGGAGAACGAGGCCGACUGCUACUGACCAGCCUAGUGGCAACCUCCCCAGGACCCUGCUGCUGCACCACGUCCCUUCCUUGGGCCCUGCCAUCCUGAGGGCUCUAGUCUGGCCUGGCUGCACAAGGGACCCUCCAGGGAAGCCAGGACCAGGUGAGCCCAGCAAGCUCAAAGAGCCCCACAUUUUGAUGUAUUGCUGAAGAAGUGGCUUAUUUUCUACUCAAAAUAAGUGUGAUUUGAUGGUGCCACUGGGUCAGCACAGUGUCCUAAGACUGCCCAGGGGUAGGCCCCAGGCCUGGUGGGGGCUGGAGAAACAUCUGGAGGGGACCCUCUGCACAGUGGCCACGUGCUUCCUUGGCACGGAGGGGUGGUUCCUCUGCUUGGAUCCCACCGUGCCCCAGGGACACCCAAGGUCAGAGAGCAAGCAGCUCAGGCUGGAGUGUGUCUGGCCUUGGUCCCUGGUCCCUAACGGUAGUGACCCCAGGUCUAACCAAGCCAGGUUUUCAGUCUCUGAACCUCCAGGAUCAGCUUGACUUUGUAACGGUUCAGAGCUCACCAUUUCAACUCACCAGGCACGUAGGGUUGCCAGUGGUAACAUCAGGGGAGUUCAGCUCUGGGCUGGUCCUCAGGGGACCAAACAGACGGUACACCAGCCCAAGCUCUGCCAUUUCCCAGCCAUGUGACCCUGGGUUGACCUGUUCCCCAUCUGUAAAAUGGGAAUUUUACUCUUUGCCUCCCAGAGGUAAGUGUCUCAGUGUUCUAAAGCACCCAGCACAGUCAAAGAAGAAAUCUCAAGAGAAACUUUAAAAUAUUUUUAACUGAAUGAAAGUGAAAUUACAACUUACCAAAAUUUGUGGGAUGCAGCAGAAGCAGUGCUCAGAGGGAUGUUUAUAGCAUUGAAUGCGUAUAUGAGAAAAGAAGAAACAUCUAAAAUCAAUAAACUAAGCUUCCACCUUAGGAAACUGGAAAAAGAGCAAAUUCAACCCAAAGUAAGCACAAGAAAAGAAAUAAUAAAAACUAGAGCAGAAAUCAAUGAAAUUGAAAACAGGAAAUCAAUAGAGGAAAUCAAGUAAACCAAAAACUGGUUUUUGAACAGAUAAUAAAGUCAAUAGGCCCCUAGCUAGGCUAAGGAAAAAAAGGGAAGACACAAAUUACUAGUACCAGAAAUAAAAGGGGACAUCACUGCAGAUCCCAUGAUAAUUGAAAGGAUAAUAAGGGAACACGGAGCAACUCUGUGCCCACAAAUUUGAUAACCUACCUGAGAUGGACUAAUUCUUUGAAAGACAGUCUGCCAAACUGAUACAAGAAAUAGAUGAUCUGAGUAGGCCUGUAUCUGUUAAAUUGAAUCCAUAAUUAACAACCUUCUAAAACAGAAAGCAUGAGGCCCAGGUGGCUUCACUAGUGAAUUCUACAAAACAUUUAAGGAAGAAAUUAUACCAGUCCUCUACAGUUUUCCAGAAGAUAGAGCAGAGGGAAUACUUCCUAACUCAUUCUAUGAGGCCAGCAUUACCCUAAUACCAAAACCAGACAAAUAUCCAAGAAAACUAGGAACCAGUAUCUCUCAUCAUAGAUACAGAAGUCCUUAACAAAAUAUUAGCAGAUUGCAUCCAACAAUGUAUAAAAAGAAUUAUACACCAAGAUCAAGUGGGGUCUACUUCAUGUAUGCAAGGCUGGUUCAGCAUUUGAAAAUCAGAGCGAUCCAUCCCAUCAACAGGGUAAAGCAGGAAAAGCACAGUCGUAUCAGCUGCAGGAAAGGCAUUUGGCAAAACCCCUUACUAUCCUCAGGUUUUAGGUUGGGCUGAGAGGUGACCCCACAGCCUCUGGAAAGACCCAUGUCCUUUGCUGUGUCAUAGAAACUUCUUGCAGGGAGAGGUGUGUGUGGACAGCAGGGGACCUGUUCCUGGGAGAUGCUGUGCCCUGUGGAAAGCAGCUGGUGUUGUCUCGGGCAGAAUUUGCAUUCUUGGUGCAGGCCUAGCAGGUCUGUCUUCUCACUCCUUCACUAAGGCAAACGCCCAUCAGAUGGACCUACCUGGUCAAACCCUGGCUUCACCACUUACAGGCUGCUCUGUCCUUGGGCAGGUCAUUUAAUUCCACUCAGCCUGGCCUUGUCUAUGAAAUGGGGAUGGACCUCCCCAAGCUGUUGAGAACUGACUGGGACAUGGUGAAUAAAAUGCCUGACAUUGUGACUUUCACAAAGAAGAUAGUCAACAAGAAGGUGUUAGCUUCUUCCUUUAGUCCUUCCCCUCCCUUAACUGCUGUUCCCAAGGUUGUGUGGAUCGGCCUUUUCUCUUCCUGCUCUGCCCACCUCCUCUGAGUGAGUUAAUUCAGUUCCCUGGCUUCACACACAACCCUCACACCGACAGGUUAGGACUCCUGUCAGACUUCUCUGAGCCCUGGACCUGCAUGUCUAGUGCCAGUGGGUCAGCUGCACUGGGUCAGCUGCACUGGGAUAGGACAAGGACCCUGCACGUGUGACAACACUAAGCUGCGUCCACUGCUUCUCUAGUGGAUUCCUGAAGUCACUUCUCAAAGGGCCUCCUUCCAGCAGCCUUCCCUUCCUCUACUCUUACCCUCUCUGGCUGAAGCAAUCUGUCCAAACCUGGUUAUUCUCACUCCCCUGCCUAGACCCUACUGUGUCUCCCCAUUGUCAACAGGCUGGCACACAAGACCCUUCAGGCUGGGCACCUGACAUCUCCAGCACAGUCUCCUGCAAAGCCCUGCCUUAGUCCAUACCCUGGAAAAUCGCCAGUGUGUGACUGUAAAUUGCUUGGCAGUGCUUAGAUUUCUGGGCCCUCUAUCUGAGUUUCUGAAGCAGGAGGUCCACAGUGGGGCCCGUGAAGCUGCAUUUUUAAAAAAAGUUUAUUUUUGACUGCAUUGGGUCUUCAUUGCUGCACGUGGGCUUUCUCUAGUGGUGAGCGGGGGCUACUCUUCGUUGUGGUGCGUGGGCUUCUCAUUGCGGUGGCUUGUUGUGGAGCAUGGGUUCUAGGUGCAUGGGCUUCAGUAGUUGUGGCACAUAGGCUCAGUGGUUGUGGCUUGCAGGCUCUAAAGUGCAGGUUCAGUAGUUGUGGUGUACGGGCUGAGCUGCUCCACAGCAUGUGGGAUCUUCCUGGACCAGGGAUCAAGCCCGUGUACCCUGCAUUGGCAGGCGGAUUCUUAACCACUGUGCCACCAGGGAAGUCCUGAACCUUCAUUUUUAACAAGCGUAACAGGAGAGCCUGGUGAUAAAAGUAUGUGUUUUGGUUUGUCUAAAACUGUCUUCACUGUCAUACUUGAAUAUAUUGAGCAUAAAUUCUAAGUUAGUGGCUGUUUCCUUCCAACACACUGAAAUACACUGAGUGCAUUCCACCAUCCCCUGGCUUGCAUUGUUGUGGCCAAGAGGUCACUGUCCAUCUACCUGCUGUUCUUGGAGGGAGCCUAUCUUUUCAGUGGAUGUUCUUAAGUUUCCCAUUGUCUUUGGUUUUUCUGUAAUUUUACUACCAUGGAUAGGUGAGAAUUUUUAAAUUUAUUCUUGGGAUUCUUGAAUCUGGAUUGGUGUUUUUCACCAGUUCUGGCAAAUUCUCAGCCGCUAUGCUUUCAAAGUGCUUUUCUCUGAUCCAGAUUCUCUCUCUAGCACCACCCCCUUCUCUUUCUCUCCUCCUAGAAUAGAGAUCUAUACAUCUGAGAUCUCAUUGUUCUCUCCACAUCUUUUAAUCUCUCCACUAUUUUCCGUCUUUUGAUUUUUGUAUGUUGUGUUGUGUUUGUGCUUUUAAACAUUUGUUAACACUUUAGCUUCCUGUUCUGUGCUGAUAUUUUCAAGCUUACCUUUGACUUCUUCAAACUUAAGAAGCUCCGUUGUUUUAUAACCCAUGUCUGUAUUACAGUAACACUAGCUGCUUAUCAAACAAACCUUAAAAUUUCAUGGCUUAAACUAAUGCAGGUUUAUUCACUAACCAUAGAGUAGUGCACUGUAGGUGUUUCUCCAUUGGGCAGCUUUCCCCCAGGUGGUGAAAUGGGGACCCAGGUCCCUUCAUUCUGGUGCCUUCUCAUCAUCAACCCAUGGUUCCUAAGGUUCCCCUAGAGUUUGGGCCCAGGCCAGGCAUCCAGGAAUGAGAGAAGAGUAUGGAGGUUCAGAUAGAGGUUUUGAUGGGUGAGGCCCAGAAGUUGCACAGUUGUUAUCACCUACAUUCUUUGGCCCAGACUUCAGUCAUUUGGCCAUGCCUGACUACAAAGGACUCAGGAAUGCAGUAGGGCCAAGUGCAUGGGACCAACCAGCCGGGGUUUGCCACAGCGCGCCCAGUUCCAGGACACAAAGCCCACACGUGUCUGCUCGUGACUUGUUGUUUUCACAUGUUCUUGGUCAUCUUUAAAUGUGUGGUGAUCACUGGCUUCAAAAACUUAUAUGUGGGGAUUCUUGGAAGCCUAGGGUGAAGGGGCCCCCAUCAUUCCAAAUUCACUGCUUGGAGUUCUCUGCCCAACCAGCUUACACAUCCCUGGGUCUCAAAUCAGUGAAAGGGCAGAUCUGUAGCUCUGACUUCUCAGGAACUUGGUUGCAUUUUGAUUUUGCUUCUCUUAGCACCAAGUCAGUCUUAUCUACGGUUCCCUGAGAUUUGGAGCAGGAUGGAGGAGGCAGGUUUAAUUCUGAGUCAUUAGUACCCUGAGAGCAUAACUCUUAAGAUUUUCAGUUUAUUAUUUUUGCUUUUUGAAGUAUAGUUGAUAUAUAAUAUUAGUUUCAGAUGUACAAUAUAACGAUUGAAUAUUUUUAUAUGUUAUACUCUAUUUAAAGUUGUUAUAAAAUACUGGCUAUAUUCCCUGUGCUGUAUAAUAUAUCCUUGUAGAUUAUUUAUUUUAUAUAGUAGUUUAUACCUCUUAAUGCCCUACCCCUAUUUUGCCCCUCCCUCCUUCCCUCUCCCCACUGGUAACCACUAGUUUAUUCUCUAUAUCUAUGAGUGUUUUGUUAUAUCCAUUUGUUAUAUUUUUCAGAUUCCACAUAUAAGUGAUAACAUAUAAUAUCUGUCUUUGUCUGACUUAUUUAAGCUUAAAACCUUCCAGGUCUAUCCAUGUUGCUGCAAAUGGACAAAUAUUCUUUUUUAUGGCCGAGUCAUAUUCCUCUGUGUGUGUGUGUGUGUGUGUGUGUGUGUGUGUGUACUUAUCCAUUCAUCUAUUGAUGGACACUUGGGUUGCUGUCACAUCUUAGUUAUUGUAAAUAGUGCUGCUAUGAACAUUGGGGUGCAUGUAUCUUUUCAAAUUAGUGUUUUCAUUUUUUCUAGAUAAUAUACUCAGGAGUGGACUUGCCAUACCAUAAGGUAGUUUUAUUUUUAGUUUUUUAAGAAACCUCCGUAAUGUUCUCCAUAGUGGCUGCACCAAUUUACGUUCCCACCAAUAGUGCACAAGGUUUCCCUUUUUUCCACAUCCUUGCCAACAUUUAUCAUUUGUAGAUUUCUUGAUGGUAGCCAUUUUGACAGGUGUGAGGUGGUAUUUCAUUGUGGUUGUGAUUUGCAUUUCUUUGAUGAUUAGCAAUGUUGAGCGUCUUUUCAUGUGCCUGUUGGCCAUCUAUAUAUCUUCUUUGGAAAAAAAUGUCUCUUCAGGACUUCCACCCAUUUUUUAAUUGGGUUAUUUGUUUUUUUGGAUGUUGAGUUGCAUGAGUUGCUUAUACAUUUUGGAUAUUAACCCCUUAUCGGUUAUAUCAUUUGCAAAUAUUUUCUCCCGUUCAGUAGGUUGUCUUUUUGCUUUGUCAGUGGUUUUCUUUGCUGUGCAAAAGCUUGUAAGUUUAUUAAGUCCCAUUUGGUUAUUUUUACUUUUGUUUCCUUUGCUUUAGGAGAUAGAUCCAAAAAAAAAAAACUAUGAUUUAUGUCAAAGAGUGUUCUGCCUAUGUUUUCUUCAAGGAGAUUUAUGGUUUGUGGUCUUACAUUUAGGUUUUUAAUCCAUCUUCAGUUUAUGUAUAUGAUGUGAGAAAAUGUAGUAAUUUAAUUCUUUUACAUGUAGCUGUCCAGCUUUCCCAGCACUGCUUAUUGAAGAGAUUGUCUUUUUCUUCCUUUUUUUUUUUUAACAUCUUUAUUGGGGUAUAAUUGCUUUACAAUGGUGUGUUAGUUUCUGCUUUAUAACAAAGUGAAUCAGUUAUACGUAUACAUAUGUUCCCAUAUCUCUUCCCUCUUGUGUCUCCCUCCCUCCCACCCUCCCUAUCCCACCCCUUUUUCCAUUGUACAUUCUUGCCUCCUUUGUUGUAGAUUAAUUGACUAUAAAUGCAUGGUUUCUCUAUUCUGUUGUAGAUUAAUCGACCAUUUCUGGACUUUGUUCUGUUUCAUUGGUAUACAUGUCUGUUUUUGUGUCAGUACCAUACUGUUUUAAUUACUGUAGCUUUGUAGUAUAGUCUGAAGUCAGGGAGUGUGACACAUCCAGCUUUGUUCUUUUUUCUCAAGAUUAUGUUGGCUAUUCAGGGUCUUUUGUGCUUUCCUAUUAAUUUUAGGAUUAUAUGGUCUAUUUCUGUUAGAAAUGUAAUGUGUAUUUUGAUAGGAAUUGCAUUAAAUCUGUAGACUGCUUUGGGUAAUAUG